AUGAACGACGGCGACGCAGCUUUCCUCGGUGGCGAGCUCGCAGCAGACGCAACGCCACUCUCCUCCGUUUCUAUCUUCCUUCUUGGUGUAGGUGGAUGGCACAACGGCGAGCAAGACGCGGCUGGGUGUGAUGGAGUUCCCAGGCCUCAGCCCGAACAAGAAGAUAGCAUCGAGAAAGAAGAAGCAGCAACUUCAUCUGACGAGGACGAAGACACAGAUGAAGGCGAAGAUGAACGUGAGAAACACGUGCUGGUUCCCAAGAAGCCUCAACCGCAAAAAGUUUCCAAACCCUCGUCAUCUUCUUCUAAACCCUCUCCAAAGUUGAAGUCUCAACCUUCGGCAUCUGUCAGUCAAACCAAAUCCGGGUCAAAGCGUGCAGCCGAAAAUAGUAUCGACCACUCGAACCAACCAAAAUAUGGGAAGAAGGCACAAGAGGAUCACGCCGUCGGCUCCGUAGAAGAGGAUCUGCAGAAAUCACAUGACGAGUUCAGAUCCCUCUUUCAGAGGGUUUUCAACGAGGAAGAUGAGAUAGGUAUCUUGAAAGGCCUGUCUGAGUUCAUCGCGAAAACAGGGAAGGAACCCUAUAAAUGCGCUAAUGAAUUUUACGAUUUUAUAAAGGGGUUGAAUUUAAUUUGGGCAAAUGUAUCAUGCAACCAAUUUAAGGAUAAGAUCCGCUGGCUGAAGAAGAAGUUUGAGAACAACCUAGAAAAAGAGAGGAACGGCAAGGGGAGAACCUUAAAGCCGCACGAGUUGGAAGCACUUCGGUUGGGAAAGAAUGUUUGGGGCCACGAUGGCCGUGGCGGUGAAGCAGUGCGCAACGAAACUGAGAAAAAGGAUACAGUUAAUAAUGAGAAGGCUGCGAAGAUUACUCCUAAGAAGGCGCUAGUGCCCUAUUAA
Arachis stenosperma is the source of this 897-nucleotide messenger RNA. Its product is annotated as probable transcription factor At1g61730. The transcript is spliced from 2 exons. Gene Ontology annotation, biological process: regulation of DNA-templated transcription. Lineage: Eukaryota; Viridiplantae; Streptophyta; Magnoliopsida; Fabales; Fabaceae. The coding region runs from base 1 to 897 and encodes 298 amino acids. The record is from RefSeq and is a predicted model, not a curated record. Gene Ontology annotation, cellular component: nucleus.